GAUGUCUCGAUGAUAAGUCGCGGGGUAGUAGCCUCGGAAGAGUUCUUUCUGAUUCAUCCGGGACCCGCGCGGCUUUGAGCGUCCUUGUCAGCGUCCGGACACCGAGGUGAGGACAAGUCCUGUUGACGGCAGAGAGCAGCCUCUCGACGAUGUCGGAGCUCGUCGGGUACUCGGUCAGAAUCGGGACGCCGCUGAAACCACGGUCGGAUCUUCUUUCAAUGGGUAGUCGCGAGAGAUGCUGAAGAAACCGCUCGUUUUGCGUUACGUUGUCGACGACAUUAAUGAGGAGAAAGAGAGAGAGAGAGAAAGUGAGAGGGGGACGGCUAGAAAUUUUCCCGACAAAAACGUUAUCUUAUAAAACUCGAAUUAAGAUAGUGAUAAUUAAUGGAUCGAUUGCCAUCAGUGCGCGCGAUUAAAAUAUAAUUAUUCAGCAAUGAUAAUUUUCAGAGUGCGCGUUUUCUCAAGGAAAUAUCACGUGUGUAUCUUUGAAUGAAAAUUUAUUGAGGAAUUGAUGAUGACGACGAUAGAAAUAAUUCGCUAGUGCGCAAAGUGUUGUUUUUCUGCAUUAAAUCUUUAAUUAAGUUCGAAAUGUCGACGAAUUGUGAUUGCAGUGCAAAACAAAUCGAAAAUUUAAUCACAUGGAUUACGAAUCGACGCGUGGAUUAUGCGUCUCCCUUGUCGCGAUAAUUGGUAUAGUAAUAACCGAUACCGAUAUUGUCGACGAGAAUGCAACCGCAACACGAGCAACGACGCGAAAUCGCCGCUGAUUGCUGUUACCAGCAAUGGCAGACGCAUCAUCAUCAUCAUCAUCACCAUCAUCAGCAUCCGCAUCUGCCUGCUAUUCCGUCGCCAAUGCAACAAAUGGAAGCCUGUUUGCAGAGCGCCGGAAGAGUGAAGCGAUCGCGCAGUCCAAAUCCGAUGAAAGUCACUUUGCCGGUCCAUGUGGCGAAUCCGAUCUCUCCGUCAGCCACAGAAUCCCGCAAUGACAGCAAUAAUAAUAAUCGUCACCACGGUGAUCAUCCGAGUGACGACGGUACGUCCUCCGCCGAGGAAUUAGGUGCGAAACGGCCGCUUCAUCCGGCGCUACUUGGCGCCGGUGCAGCCUUGGAGGCGAAACCGCUAUGGGAGGAAUUUCACCAGCUGGGUACCGAGAUGAUCGUCACGAAAGCGGGACGAAGAAUGUUCCCCACAUUUCAGUGUCGAUUGUUCGGCUUGGAUCCCAACACGGAGUAUUUGAUGGUGAUGGAUUUCGUUCCGUGCGACGAUAAGAGAUACCGAUAUGCGUUCCACAGCAGCGCCUGGGUUGUCGCGGGUCGUGCUGAUCCUGUAUCACCCCCCAGGAUUCACGUGCAUCCCGACAGUCCUGCGAGUGGCGCUCACUGGAUGAAACAGCCAAUUUCCUUCGACAAAUUAAAACUGACGAACAAUCAACUGGACGAUAACGGACAUAUUAUCUUGAACUCGAUGCAUCGUUACCAGCCACGCUGUCACGUGGUGGUCGCACCUUCGCCGCCCGGUUCAGCCCCGGAUCCUCGCACGGAGAACUUCAAGACAUUCUCCUUUCCGGAGACCAGGUUCACGGCGGUGACCGCAUACCAGAAUCACCGUAUAACCCAGCUGAAGAUCGCCAGCAACCCGUUCGCCAAGGGCUUCCGGGAUUGCGAGUCCGACGAGUGCGAGUCCGCUAGCGUUGCCGUAGCCGGUGGGAUGCAGAGUCCGGCCAAGAGACCGGCCACAGCGGCCGGAAAUGUCGCCGGUCCUGCCGUCCUGUCGUCCAGUUACAACGCUAUGCCAGCACCGAUGCAGAUCCCAGUGGGUAUCACCACCGGGACCUCCCAGGAGCAUCAUCAGUUUUACGGUGCGACCAGCGCCUCGGGUCCCUGGACGCAUUAUUCGCAUCAUGGACAACCGUCGGCGCACGUCAAUGCGGUACAUUAUCCGCAUAUGCAACCGCAUUCACACCAUUCAGGCGCUUCUCUUUAUGGACCGCGAUAAUUGAUCAUCAUAUCACCAUUUUAUUAUUUCUCAUCGAUUUCUACGAUUUCGACGAUUUGAUGUUCGAAAAAUAGAGAUGAGAUUAAAAUGGGAUUCUCAUAUUCGUUUCUCGAUCGAUGUUUUUCGUGGAGCGUGUGAUAACUGAUUGAUUAAGAACUCGGUGUGUGCUUAAGGAACAGAGGAAACGAAAUAUAUUCUUGUAUCCUGGUGCCUUUUCCUUACAGAUCGCGAUAAUCGAUCAUUGUAUGAUCUCUUAUCGUUGAAGAUUUAAUCUGUUCUUGAGGUAAAAAAUGGAGUUUUAAGUGUAUCUCUCAAGACUUUUUUGCAGAUCACGAAAAUUGGCAAUUGUUAUUGUUAAUACGAUUUUAUCUUCUUAUAUGCAGAAGUUUGCUGGUGCCUUUACAUCUAUAUUUUAGACGGAAAAAUGUGAUCUUUCGUAAAAAAGUUAUAUAUCAGUGCCUUCUUUAUGCUUAAGAAAACAUUGGAAUAUCAAAGUAUUUUACAUUUUACUCUCGUCCUGAUUCUUUUUUCAGGCAUAAGAAUCGUUUUACACGAAGCCAUGUAAAUUAAAAGAUUAUAUUUACGUAUAUACCUAUAUUUUUAUUUAUAACAACGGUUUUCUGUUUGAAUUUAUUUAAAACUGAAAAUAAGAUACAAAAUAAUUAAUAGAGAUGCCUUAUUAAAUGCUAAUACUCAAUGUAGUAAAUGUAAUUUGUACCAAAGAUUAUACCAAUAUUUUACGUAUAAAUUAUGAAUCUAUAUAUAUUCAAAUUACGUGCAAUAAAAGUUUUCUAGUGAUUCAUAUAUUUACAUUAUAAGCAAUAAUAUUAAGUGAAUAAUAUUCAUUACUUCACCGUUGAUAAUAUUCAUAACAUAUUUUUGCAAAGUGCUGACGGAUCUGCAUAAAUAAAAUUACAAUAGAUCCAGACAUUUGUACUCAAACUCUUUCUUUCAUGUGCAAGGUCUGUACAAGCGAACAUUUCUUUUUUUUUUCUAUAUGUUAAAACAUGCGGUUAAUUAAAAAUAUUAACAAAGAAAAUUAUAAAACAUAAUGAGAACAAUGUUAAUUAACAUUUUAUUUGUGAAUUAAUUUUGGCAUCAUUUAUUUUCAUACAAAUUUUUCUAAGUGCUUCGAAUUAAUUCGCGCGUAAGAAACGAAUCGACCGAUUGACGUCGUUCGUAAAGUCGCGGAAGACCAGGGCAAGUAAGUGCCUUUUGUAGGAGCAAAGUGCGUCUAUUUAUACUAGCUAUCUCAAAUGCCAAACGAGCUUAAAACGUUCUCGAGCCAAGACGGGAAAGUAAACGCGCCGUGACACUCCGUGAGAGUAACGUGGCUACUAAGUGCCUUAAUAAAUUAUGCCGCCCGAGUAUCGUGCCAUUGUGCCCCCAACUUUUUUAAAGACUCUCGUUAGUUAUAUAAUAGAAGGUUAUUCCUUUUUUAUGGCCAAACAAGGAAUAAACAC
Messenger RNA from Cataglyphis hispanica, 3458 nucleotides. RefSeq names its product T-box transcription factor TBX10-like. Gene Ontology annotation, biological process: positive regulation of DNA-templated transcription; regulation of transcription by RNA polymerase II; cell fate specification. Gene Ontology annotation, molecular function: DNA-binding transcription factor activity, RNA polymerase II-specific; RNA polymerase II cis-regulatory region sequence-specific DNA binding. Gene Ontology annotation, cellular component: nucleus. The transcript is spliced from 4 exons. The record is from RefSeq and is a predicted model, not a curated record. Lineage: Eukaryota; Metazoa; Arthropoda; Insecta; Hymenoptera; Formicidae. Bases 727 to 1995 code for a protein of 422 amino acids.